Messenger RNA from Cannabis sativa, 5082 nucleotides. RefSeq lists its product as uncharacterized. The record is from RefSeq and is a predicted model, not a curated record. The transcript has 2 exons. The coding region runs from base 1 to 5082 and encodes 1693 amino acids. NCBI's taxonomy places the organism in Eukaryota, Viridiplantae, Streptophyta, Magnoliopsida, Rosales, Cannabaceae. Gene Ontology annotation, molecular function: nucleic acid binding; RNA-DNA hybrid ribonuclease activity.
AUGGCGUCUAGUAGUAGAACUAUGGAAGAUUUGGGACAUCAAUGGGCUGAUCUACAAGUGGAAGAUGAGAAUGAAGUGGGGCUUUUAUUUGAUCAGGAGGAGGUGUUGGUUGAUGAGUUUGAUGGGAGGUGGUGUUUAGUCGGGAAAUUACUAUCUGAUAGGCCGGCUGAUUUUGACUCUCUAAGGAAUGUAAUGGCGUCUUUGUGGCGACCGGGGAAAGGGAUGUACGUCAAAGAGUUGGAGACUAAUCGGUUCUUGUUUCAGUUUUUCCACGAGGUGGAUAUUGGCAGAGUUUUGGAAGGAACGCCAUGGACGUUCAAUAAAAGUCUGCUGCUGGUUGAAAGGAUACAGGGAGGGGAGAAUCCUCGGACUAAAUCGUUAAAUAGCAUGGAAAUAUGGGUGCAAGUUUAUAACCUCGAAAUCGGUUUUCGAUCGGACCGUGUGUUACAAGGAGUGGGAGCGUACAUUGGUAAAUAUGUGUCUUCUUGUCCGAAAAACUUUGCUGGUAUUUGGAGAGACUACUUCAGAGUUCGAGUGCAGAUCAAUGUAGAGAAACCAUUAAAACGGAGAAUGCGUAUCUAUAAAAACAAGACGGAGUGGUUCUGGGCUGACUUUAAGUACGAGCGGGUGCCAACGUUUUGCUUCAUUUGUGGUACAAUUGGACAUUCGGAAAAAUUCUGUCAUCGGUUGUUUGAUGAACCGAUCGAAACAAUUGCCAAACCUUACGGGAUGUUUAUGAAAGCUCCAGACAGAAGGCAAGGAAAACAAAUCGGAGCUAGGUGGCUUAGAGAUAACAUGGGCCAACCGAUGGGUUCUUUUGCCGGCCAGAGUUCAUCGGAGAAUCAUGGGGAAGGUGGAAUCAAUCAGAAUCGGCCAUUAAGGGAUAUUAUUAUGAUUGAUGGAGUAGAUAGUGGAGAGAAAUCAGGGGAUACGAAUGUGGAAAGAAGGCAGGUUAGAGUUGAAGGAAAACAAGGAGAAGAUCAAGGGAUAUUUUCUAAGGAGAUAAAUGAGGAAAGUAAUGAGAUCAUAGCACAAGUGGAUCUCUUUGCUACUGAUUUAAAGAGGCGCCGUAUAAAUGGGGAAGGUCAAAGUGAACAAUUAAUUGGGAAGGAGGUGGGACCAGAUCUGGUACUUGGAGAAAGUGAGAGACCCAUCAAUGUGGAAAGUAGGCCUUUUGAAAAUGUCAUUAUUAAAAAUGGCAAAGAAAUAGUGGUGGACCGUGGGCUUGUUUCUAGUGUUGAGGAGGGGCUUGUGCAAGUGGACUCUGAUGCAUGCAUGGAGAUAAAUAAUGGCUAUCCUCAAUUUCGAGCAACUGGGUUCUAUGGAGAGCCCCAAAGAAGUCUUCGGCCAAAUUCAUGGCAAGCUAUUCGACAACUUUCGGGUGAGUCUUCUUUGCCUUGGUGUUUGUUAGGAGACUUGAAUAAUACAUUGAACCAUAGUGAUAAGAGGGGAGGUCGCCCUUACCCGAAUUGGUUACUUACUGGCUUCCAAGAUGUUGUUUCGGAAUGCCAUCUAAUUGACAUGGAGCUUCGUGGUCAUCCCUACACUUGGGAGAAAGGGAGAGGUACGGAUCAAUGGGUCGAGGUAAGGUUGGAUCGAGCUCUUAUUUCUCAUGAUUGGCAAACAUUAUUUCCUUCGGCUUUUCUUGAAAAUUUGGAGAUUACAGUGUCGGAUCAUUGUCCUAUAUGGGUUAAUCUUUCCAAGUCAAAACCGGUGCAAGUUCAUAAAAAAUUCCGUUAUGAGAACGCGUGGUCUCGUGAACCGAUGUGCAGACAGAUUGUACAAGCUAAUUGGGAGGAUAGUUCAAUUCAGUCUUUACAUGUCAAGUUGACUUCGUGUAGUAGUGCUCUUGCUGAGUGGGGUAGAGACAUCACAGGGAAUUUUAAUAAACAAAUUCGUCAAUGCAAUAAGGCUUUGAAGCUUUUGAAAGGGAGAAGAGAUCUUGUGUCUGUAUCGCGCUACAAGGAAAUUCAAGCUCAGUUAUCUGAAGUUUUGUCAAAGAAGGAAGUUUUCUGGAGGCAACGGUCUAAGCAAUUGUGGUUACAAGCUGGGGACCAAAACACUAAGUAUUUUCAUGCUUGUGCUAGUACUCGAAAAAGAAGUAAUCAGAUCGAUAGACUAAAGAAUGAUGAUGGUUUAUGGGUCGACUGGGACAAUGGACUUCCGGAUGUCAUGAGAAGAUAUUACACCGAGUUGUUCACUUCAUCUUGUUCGAACUGGCAGAGGGUAAUUGACUGUGUGGUCCCUCGUGUGUCUGAGGAUCAAAACCGAGACCUGUUAAUGGUGGUGGAAGAGGAAGAAGUUCGAAGAGCGCUUUUUCAAAUGCAUCCUGAUAAAUCGCCAGGCCCUGAUGGCUUUAAUCCUGGUUUUUAUCAGAAGCAUUGGGAUAUAGUCGGGAAGGACAUUACAACUUUGGUUCAGCGGUUCUUUUCUUGUGGUGAGUUUCCUGAUUACCUUAUACAUACUAAUGUAGUGCUUAUUCCGAAAAAGUCCCAUCCUGAAAGUAUGAAUGAGUUGAGGCCGAUUGCUUUAUGCAAUGUUACUUACAAGAUUUUAUCAAAAGUUUUGGCUAAUAGACUCAAAGGGAUUCUCACUCAAGUAAUUUCAGAAACUCAAAGCCCUUUCUUACCUGGGAGGCUAAUUACUGAUAACAUUUUGAUUUCGUAUGAGAUAAUGCACUAUCUCAAACGUAAACAAAAGGGUAAACAAGGCUUUAUGGCAAUUAAGCUGGACAUGAGCAAGGCGUAUGAUAGAGUUGAAUGGGGUUUUUUGGAAGCUAUGAUGAAAAAGUUGGGAUUCCAUGAUCAGUGCAUUCGCUUAAUUCUGAAGUGUGUGAGUUCGGUAGCCUAUAAGUUUGUAGUAGGAGAGCAUGAGGUCGGUCCAAUUGUCCCUUCACGAGGCUUAAGACAAGGUGAUCCACUAUCGCCUUACUUGUUCCUUUUGUGUGCUGAAGGAUUUUCUGCUCUGCUGCAUGACUUUGAGAGACGGGGUAAAAUUCGAGGUUGUAAAGUGGCUAGGGGAGCUCCUUUAAUAUCACACAUGCUGUUUGCGGACGAUAGUUACAUUUACUGUCAGGCCUCAGAGGAUGGAGCAAGAAAUGUGGUUAGUUUACUGGAUCUCUUUCAAGCAGCAUCUGGUCAACAAAUCAAUUGUCAGAAGUCUUCCCUUUUCUUCAGUCCGAAUACUAGUCAUGAUGAGAAAGUCCGAAUUUGUACAAUGAUGGGGAUUCAGGAAGCAAAUGAAAAUAGCCUUUACUUGGGCCUUCCGAAUACACUAGGCCGUAAUAAGACUGCAAUGUUGGGGUUCUUGAAAGAUAGAAUGAGAAAGAAAAUUCAAAGUUGGGAAGGGAAGUUUUUAUCAAAAGCUGGGAAAGAAUUGCUUAUCAAAACAGUGGCCCAAUCCCUUCCUAGUUACGCAAUGAAUGUCUUUUUAUUACCUGUGGAGACUUGCCAGGAGAUGGAACAACUAAUGUGUAAGUUUUGGUGGCAAUCUUCUACUAAGAACAAUAAAGGCAUACAUUGGAAGAGUUGGGACAAACUUACCAUUCACAAAUCUAAAGGGGGUAUGGGCUUUAGAAACUUUAGAGAUUUCAAUCUUAGUUUAUUGAGUAAGCAAGGUUGGCGUCUCUUAUCUUUUCCGGAAUCUUUGGUAAGUAGAAUUUUUAGAGCCCGGUAUUACAAGAAUGGGAAUUUUCUCUCGGCGGAGCUAGGUGGUAACCCGAGUUUUGUUUGGCGCAGUAUUCAUGAAACUCAAGAUUUGGUGCGCAAUGGGGUAAGAUGUCGCAUUGGCAAUGGGACUAAGGUGAACAUUAUUCGGGAUCCGUGGCUUCCCGACGCUGCAAAUCCAAUUGUUACUUCCUCUCAUCCGGCCUUAUUGGAUAAAAAUGUUAGUGUGUUGAUGGUUCCUGGAGAGUUAGCUUGGGAUGGAGACUUGGUGCGAGAUUUGUUUAACAACAGGGAUUCUAAUUUAAUUCUUAGCAUUCCCUUAUCUUCAAGUCGGAUAUGUGAUUCCUGGUUUUGGAACUUGGAAAAGACUGGGCACUUUACAGUUAAAUCAACAUACAGAUAUUUGCAACUGAAUAAGGAAGCCGAUGUUAAUUUAAAUAGCUCAGGGGUGUGGAAACUGAUUUGGAAAUUACGUGUUCCUCCUAAAGCUAAGGAUUUGUUAUGGCGAGCGGCUUCAGAUUGUCUUCCCACGAAAACAAGGCUCCAAUCAAGACAUGUACCGAUACAAAGCAAUUGUCCCAGGUGUGUUAAUCAACCCGAGACUCCGUUUCACUGCUUGGUUGACUGCCCUUUUGCUGCACAAUGUUGGAACUGCAGUGGUAUCACGCUAAAUAUUCAGGGUUAUGUUUCUUUUGCUGGUUGGUUGGAAGCUGCAUUUGAUCGAAUUGAUGCAGCAACUAGAGAACAAAUCGCCGUGACCUGCUGGGCGAUUUGGAAAACCAGAAAUGACCUGGUUUGGUCUGAGAAGGUGUCUACAGCCGAGAGUGUAGCUGUUCUUGCUCAGAUUACUCUCUCGAAUUGGUCUCAAGCUCAAGACAGAUCACUCGUCCCUCUUCCUGCUUAUCUCUCUGCUGCAGAUGGCUCGGAUACAUGGCAGAAACCAGCUGCUACAUCGAUAAAAAUCAAUGUUGAUGCUGCAAUUUUUGACAGCAAUGGCACAUAUAGCUUUGUGUGUGUUGCUCGGGAUGCAAGUGGCCAGUUGGUGGAGGCUAUCACAUGUUGUAGGGCUGGUGUUGUUCAACCGGAGAUGGCUGAGGCCAUGGGGGUUCGUGAAGCUCUCAGUUGGAUUAAGAAGAAGGCUUGGCACGGGGUAGUUGUGGAGUCGGAUUGUCUUUCGGUGAUUCAAGCAAUUCGUAGUAACCUUCCUUUAUUAUCUUAUUUUGGAAGUGUUAUAUCUGAUUGCAAAUUGUUAUUGGAACAAAUUGGUGAUGUUUCUAUUUAUUUUAUUAAGCGGUCUGCUAAUAGCGUUGCUCACUCCUUUGCGAGGGCUUCCUAUUUUGUUGCUGAUCGUACUCUCUUAAGCAAUGACGUUUCUACUGAUUUGCUUCAUGUAAUCAUGAAUGAUUGCAAUUACUAA